Ruditapes philippinarum (Manila clam) is the source of this 4318-nucleotide messenger RNA. Its product is annotated as protocadherin-7-like. Gene Ontology annotation, molecular function: calcium ion binding. The record is from RefSeq and is a predicted model, not a curated record. The transcript is spliced from 7 exons. Gene Ontology annotation, cellular component: plasma membrane. Lineage: Eukaryota; Metazoa; Mollusca; Bivalvia; Venerida; Veneridae. Gene Ontology annotation, biological process: homophilic cell-cell adhesion. Bases 716 to 4159 code for a protein of 1147 amino acids.
CAGUGCAGACGAUGAUCAGAAGGCAAAGAUUCACUUGUUGCAAUGGUAGAAUAAGAUGCCGCCAGCAGGAUUUGGAACAAUUGGACAAAUCUGAUGAUGCAAGACAGGAAUGAUCCUCAAAAGAUCCUUUGCAGAGAUAGACAGCUCUUGUUUUGAUAUACCUGGCUGAAUUGGCUUUUGACAGAAAAUGAUUUGACAUCUGUAACAAUGGUUCAGAGUAGAGAAGUAAUAGAUGAUUGGUAGUUACUGUAUACAGGAGCGAGGGGUGAAAAUUACAAACCCUACGAAACCGUGGAUGGGCAUCUUUUGAAUUGAGUGAUUGAAUCCUGCACGGAAAAGAUAAUAGGAUAACUUUGAAGGGACUUAAAUCUGACAAGUGCGGAAUAAAUGAUAUGACCUCAUUGGAUUUUUAAAUUGUAGAUUGUCCCAUUAAACUGGUGAAAGGUACAUUGUUGAAGUUUAAUUGAAUUUCGGAAUUUCGUUUAACUGUUCUGUUGGAUUUUAGAAUUGAGCAAUCAACACCUUGUUGUAUAGGAGGAAAUUAGGUAAUUUAUUUAUAUUUUGUGUGAGGGACUGAUAUUCAAAGGAUUAUAAUGAAAGAGAAAUAUGAUUAAUAAUGAGGAUAAUAUAAAUGGUUAUUGAUAUUUACGUGUAUGUACAUGAUGAUGCAUUAGCUUCUGUGAAAAAAAGAAAGACAGCACAUAAAGGAUAAAAGAUGGAAUCUGCGGAGAGCCUUUCCUGCCUUAUUUGUGUAUUCUCCUACCUUAUAAACUACUCAGACGGACUUACGUACAUAAUUCCAGAGGAACUUCCAAGAUUAAAGUUGAUUGGAAACAUUGCUAAAGAUGAGGACAUUAGAUCAUUAGUGAGCGAAAGUGAUUACAACAGCCUGGAGUUUCAUUUCCUUAACCUUGACAACCCGUAUUUGAAACAUUUCUCCAUAGAUUCUAGCUCAAGUGAUCUACGUAUAGGGGAGCCAUUAGACUGGGAAGUAAUUUGUGAGUUUUCUACGACUUUCUCCUGCCCAGUCACUCUCGAUGUAGCUGCUCAAAGUAAAACCGGAACUUUUUUCAAAAAGAUCAGUAUAACAAUAUUCCUGGAGGACAUUAAUGAUCAUUCACCUAUAUUUGACCCUCCAUACUUCUCUUUCUCAAUAUCUGAAUCAGAGGUACAAGGAAAGUCUAUAGCAUUAAAUACUGCACAAGACAUAGACAGUGCCAACUUUUCAGUGCAGAGCUAUGAAGUUAUUCCAGCUGAAAUACCAUUUCGUGCUGAUUUUUUACAAAAUUCAGAUGGUCCAUCACAAUUGAAUCUUGUUUUGACUGAUAAGCUUGAUAGGGAAAUAACUGAUAAUUACUAUUUCAUGUUGAUUGCUAGGGAUGGAGGGACACCAUCGCUAAAUGGUACCAUGAUGAUAAAUGUAACAAUAGAAGAUGACAACGACAACAGACCAGUGUUCCAGCAGUCGGUAUAUCAAGUACGUGUAAAAGAAGAUUAUCCACUGAACGUAACAUUUCUUAAUGUGACUGCAACUGAUCUUGACAUUGGUCGUAAUGCCAAAAUUUCAUACCACCUCAAUUCCCAACAAUCACAGGCAAUAAAAGAUACUUAUGACGUGGACCCUGAGACUGGCGAGGUCUUCUUAAAGAAGCAUUUAGAAUAUGUGUCAAACGAAGCUAUAAAAGUAAAAAUAGAUGCAGUUGACAAUGGUGAGCGACCUUUGACCUCUCAAACUACCAUUGAGGUCACAGUUGAGGAUUCGGAAAACAAUGCUCCUGUAAUAAAGAUAAACCUAUUAUCUAAUUCUCAGACAGCAGAAGCUCGGGAAUAUGCUAGCUUUGGUUCUGUUGUGGCUUAUGUUGAAGUUAUAGAUAAAGAUGGAGAUAGAAAUGGACGUGUGAGUUGUGAAGUUGAAAGCGGCCCUUUUGGUAUGCAAGCUGUUGAGGACAAAGAAUAUAAGGUUAUUGUGUUUGGUCCACUGGAUCGUGAAACAGUUGAUAAACACAGUGUUACAAUUGAUUGUCAUGACUUUGGUGUACCAGAACUGACUUCCUCUGCUAACUUUACAGUUAUUAUUAUUGAUGAGAAUGAUAAUGCACCAAAAUUUACAGAUGAUGUCUAUGAAUCAUCUUUUUUGGAGAAUAAUGAAAAUGGAUCCACAGUUGUGCAGGUUUUUGCCAGGGAUGCUGAUAUUGGCAUAAACAGCCAAGUCUCAUAUUCCCUUGACGUUGAAACUUCUGACCUCGAAGUACUUGAAAGCUUCUCGAUAGACAAUAAAUCAGGAUUGAUCACCACUAAUAAAGUGUUUGAUAGAGAAGAAAGAGCAAAGUAUGAAUUUAUUGUCUAUGCAACUGAUGGUGGCUUCCCUCCACUUUCUUCAUCAGCAACUGUGUCAGUUACGAUUGAGGACGUAAACGAUAAUCAACCACAGUUUAAGAAUCUGCCGUAUGUUUAUCAUAUUCCAGAAAGUCAGUUGAAAGAGACAGUUCUAGGUAAAAUAACUGCAGAAGAUAGAGAUGAUGGUGGAAAUGGAUAUGUCUCGUACAGUCUUGUAGGAAACAAUUCAAAUUUGCCAUUCGAGGUUUUACCAGACGGAACUCUAAAAACUGUAGAUAGUUUUGACCGAGAAAAAAUUGCGCACUAUGAUUUUCAAGUUUUGGCAAUUGACAAUGGCAUUGAUAUUAGGAGAAGUAACACGGCGAAUGUUACUGUAUUUGUAACAGACAUUAAUGAUAAUGCUCCUAUAAUAAGUUAUCCACAAGAUACUAAUGUUGUAAAAUACAUUACAUACAUGAUGCCUGCUGACACACAAGUAAUGAAGAUAGAGGCAACUGAUGCUGAUGAAGGCAAAAACGCUGAGCUAUCUUACAGCAUCUUCAAGAGAAACGAUACAAAAAUGUUCCGAAUAGGUAGAAAUGGGGAGAUUUAUGUUGCUAGGAAACUAUAUGAAACUGAAGUAGAUUCCUAUUUUCUUGAAAUUGUUGUGUCCGACAAUGGAACACCAGUUAAACGAGCAUGGACAAAAGUCACAAUUGAUGUUCUUACAAAGAAUGUGACUGCUGUGGGCGUAAGAGACCCUGCUAUUGAUAAACAAAAUAUCAUCAUAGCCAUUAUUGUUGUUGUUGUAACUGUUGUUAUAGCAGCAGCCAUUUUAAUCAUCAUCUGGAUCGUUAGAAGGCAUGAUUUGCAGAAAAGAAAGUUCCUUGGUAAUAGAGAUGUCAAUCAUAAUGGUGACAAUGAUUCAGGAUUUUCAUCAACUGGAGGUCGUAAAAGUCCCGAGCCCAUAAAACCAUAUAAAAAUGGCAUGGUACCAUCAGCUCCUAUAUUACCACCAAUGACAAUUGACAGAAAUGAUGGGAAGUCAAAAGAUGUUACUUUUCAGGACACAGUCCAUGUAAGAGAAAAGAGUAUGGAUUCCACGAUGGAAUCAAAUGGAGAAAGUACAGUACAGUUAAACAGACUGGCUUCUUUACGAAUACAUCAAGCAUAUAUUCAAAACCACAACAAACCAUGGACCAGUCAAUCUGAGCUAAAUGAUGCUGGAAAAGAAUGCAAGAAACAAGAGGACCUUCACAGUGACCUCUCUGCGGACACAGCUACUUAUGACAGUGGUAUAGGUGGCAGUGUAUCUGAUACAGGAGAUUUGAGAAUGUCACAGUUACAGCUACUUGUCAAACAAAACGGUCGUAGAGGAAAACCGCCACACAAACCAUCAAAACCUCCUCGAGUGAUUGCCCGAGGUCAUUCACAGAGUUUGGACAGACCACCAGAAAGACCCCCACCUCUCAAACAUAAUCCAUACAGAUCUAAGUCACCAGUUCAAUCUCCUGUACAUUUUUCACCACCUGUCAGUCCAAGUUUGUACGCCACGUCUAGUCCGACGCCAUGUAGUCAAAAUCAGGCAAGCUUCUUUAGUACACCAUCACCAACACACUUUCUAGACAGACAAAGUCCGUCAAAAAAUGUUGUUCAAGACUUAUUAAUGUAUAAAAAGUUUCAAAAUGGACUUAAUCUACCAAACGGUAGACUGACAGUGGAUGAGUCCGUUGACACAACACAUAUAGACGAUGGUAGUUCAACAUCAGGGAGUUAUUACAUAGAUCCUACCAUUGAAGUAGAGGAUUGGAAAAACCCACCAGUUAGUGAUAUUUACGUAUGACACAAAAGCUCAACUAGUCACAAUGCUAAUAGUGCCAGUUAUAAAGAACUGGGUAAUGAUAUAAAAUGUGAUAAAAAGAAGCUGUUCACUCCUCAUGAUGUAUAAUAUUCACUCCAUACCUGUCAGACAUCACUUUAUUGUACAAUAAUUGAUAACAAG